AGAACAUUAGUGAGAACACGAUUCAAUUUCAAUUCUCUCUUUUAAACCCAUCUUCUCUCUUCCACAUUCUCGCUCUCUCUCUCUCCCUUCGCCUUUCCUUUUUGGUCGUUAAAACUUAAAAGAGAACUCUUUGCUCUGAAUCUUGAAAAAUGGAUCCUUUGUUCAAACUCUUCUUCUCCCUCUUCCUCUUUUUAUUAACUUCGCUCCUAUUUGGAGAAAUCAGUGGAGUUGAGGGUUCCAAUCAAAAUCAUCACUUGUAUGCAUUUAGACCAUCGAAGCUGUUUGUGUUCGGAGAUUCUUAUGCCGAUACAGGAAACAUUAAGAAGUCUCUCGCUAGUUCUUGGAAAUUCCCUUACGGUAUCACUUUCCCCGGUAAACCCGCCGGCCGUUUCUCCGACGGCCGCGUUGCCACCGAUUUUCUAGCAAAAUUCGUGGGUAUAAAGUCACCAAUCCCAUACUUCUGGAAAGAUUACGCGGGAAAGAAACGUCUACAGUACGGUAUGAAUUUUGCGUACGGAGGAACCGGUGUCUUCAACACUCGGACUCCAUUGCCAAACAUGACCACUCAGAUCGAUAUCUUCCAGAACCUUCUCACCGCCGGCGACAUCUACUAUCCUUCGGAGCUUACUUCCUCCGUUGCUCUCGUCAGUGUCGCAGGCAACGACUACUCCAACUUCAUCGCCCUAAACCGCCCUGCCUCUGAGUUCCCAGCAUUCAUAAAGCAAGUUGUGGAUCAAACAGAGGUGAAUUUGAGGAGGAUCCACGCUUUGGGAGUGAAAAAGAUAGCAGUACCAUCGCUGCAGCCGCUUGGUUGUCUCCCUCCCCUCACCGCCGCAUCCUCGUUCCAGCGUUGUAACGAGACACAAAACGCUUUAGUCAACCUCCACAACAACUUAUUGCAACAAGCUGUGGCAAAGCUUAACAGCGAGACCAAGCAGUCGACUUUCAUUAUUCUUGAUCUUUAUAAUGCUUUCUUGACUGUGUUCAAGAACAAAGGAGCUAAUCCAGGGAGUACGAGGUUUGAGAGUCCGUUGAAGCCAUGUUGCGUAGGUGUGAGCAGAGAGUAUAACUGUGGAAGCGUGGAUGAGAAGGGAGUGAAGAAGUACAUGGUAUGUGAUGAUCCUAAAACUGCUUUCUUUUGGGAUGGACUUCACCCUACUGAAGAAGGAUGGAGAUCGGUUUACUCGGUUUUACGAGAAAGUCUUACCGCGUCUUUGAUUAAAGCCUGAGAAACAAAACACAACAAACAAACACACAAUUUCUCUUAGGUUUCGUCUUAUGAAGCUCAAUGCUUGAGCUCUCUGUUUCUGUUUUUUUUCAGUAUCACUUCAUUCAUUUUGUGUUUGUGUGUGUUAAAGAUUGUGUGACUAAUAAAAUCUCUAAACUUGUUCA
Camelina sativa (false flax) is the source of this 1392-nucleotide messenger RNA. Its product is annotated as GDSL esterase/lipase At5g03610. Gene Ontology annotation, molecular function: hydrolase activity, acting on ester bonds. NCBI's taxonomy places the organism in Eukaryota, Viridiplantae, Streptophyta, Magnoliopsida, Brassicales, Brassicaceae. The record is from RefSeq and is a predicted model, not a curated record.